Diachasma alloeum is the source of this 2252-nucleotide messenger RNA. RefSeq names its product cyclin-T. The transcript is spliced from 6 exons. The record is from RefSeq and is a predicted model, not a curated record. Gene Ontology annotation, cellular component: nucleus; cyclin/CDK positive transcription elongation factor complex. Gene Ontology annotation, biological process: positive regulation of DNA-templated transcription, elongation; regulation of transcription by RNA polymerase II. Bases 132 to 2108 code for a protein of 658 amino acids. Lineage: Eukaryota; Metazoa; Arthropoda; Insecta; Hymenoptera; Braconidae. Gene Ontology annotation, molecular function: cyclin-dependent protein serine/threonine kinase activator activity.
AGUGUGACUGCUUUCCUUCCGUCCCCCUCGUCGGACCGUAAACAUAAGGAUAAAUAAUCGUUGAAAAGGGGUCCCACCCUUUCAUGUGGGACUGAGAUUAAUAUUAAUUAACGUGUACCUGUGUAGUUUAAAUGGAGAGAGGUGGAAGAUGGUUCUUCACGAGGGAACAAUUGGCGGACACACCGUCGAGACGUGCUGGCAUGGAGGCGGACAGGGAGGCUCGCUACAGACGCCAGGCCGUUAAUUUCAUUCGUCAUGUGGGACAGAAACUUGCUCUUCCACAACUAUGGAUAAAUACAGCCUCAAUCCUCAUGCACAGAUUCUUCAUGUAUCAAUCGUUCACUCGUUUCGACAGAAAUGUACUGUCCCUAGCGGUUCUAUUUUGCGUUGCUAAAUCAUUCAAGGAGGAGGACGGGAGGAUAUACCCAGAGCCAUUCCUAAAAACUGCCCACUCCUGCCUCUACAGAGAUUUACCACCCCUAGACUCCCACUCUCCCCAAUACGAGCAGCAAUUAGAGGACUUGCUGUUUUAUGAGUAUGUCCUGCUUGCGACACUGGGCUUUGAUUUAGACAUUGAUCAUGCACACACUCACAUUUUGAAGAAUUCUCAUUUAGUCACUGCGACCACGGCUUUAACCAAGGUUGCGCACGACAUAGCAUCACGCAGCCUGGAGUUCACCACGAUGUGCCUGCAGUAUAAACCAACAGCAGUCGCCUGUUUCUGUCUUCAGCUGGCUUGUCAAUGGGCAAAUUGGGAGAUACCUCCCCCGAAGGACGGUAAGCCCUGGUUCCACCAAGUCGACGAGACGCUCACCCAGGACCUGAUCAACCACCUGCUCUCCAAGUUUCGUCACAACGUUGGUGGCUACUACCCCCACCUCCAGGAGAAGAUAAUGUCGUUCUGCUACAAGAACAGUCCAGUCACCCCUCACCCCAGCCCCUCGCACUCCCCCUGGAGGGAGCCCCCCAAGGUCCACUGCCCCCUCCCCUCCCCAGACCCCAGCUGCCCCCUGGCAGGUUCCUCAGGUCCCCCCAACCCCCAAUUUCCACCCCCUCAACCCCAUCCCCGCCCCUUCCAGCGUCCUCCAGACUACCUCCACCCCCCGCCACCCCCUCACCCCCACCAAAAAGAUCACCAAAGCCCCCCAGAUCCCUCCAAACCCCGUCCUCUCCCCAGAAGUCAUCACCAGAGGCUUCAAAACUCCUCAAAAAAUUAUUCACCUGCUCCUGGGCACCACCACCGUCACCACCAGAAGCCACCAAACCCUUUAAAAAGCCACUCAAAUGCUCAAAAUCCUCCAGGACACCAUCACAGGCAUCACCUGGAGCAUCACCAGAAGUCGGCAGACCUCAGCUACCUCAACUCCCCCAUCAUGACCCCAGACAUCCCCGAGGACCAGAGAAUAGAGAGUUCAGGGGGAAAAAUCGUCAGCUCGAUGACCCCAGGGGCUCCAGUAAUUCAACCAAAUCUAGAGGCCCCUGAUGACCUCCUGGAGAUGGCACCCCCUGACAACUUCGACUUCGAGCACACCUUCAUGAACGUGAUGGAGAGUUUGACGUCGAUAACGAAACCAGACACUUGUAGAUUGGAUAAAUCAGAUGGGGGGGCUGGAGGGCUGCAGGAGGUGCCCUCGAUGCCUUCUGGAGUCGAUUCCAUAGACUCCGGAGUAUUUUCUCAGUCUCUGAGUCAACCAUUGAGUCAAGGAAACAUCCCUCAGGGUUCGGACUCUCAGUUGAAACGAAAAUUUGAGGCAAUUUCAGGGAAAAACGAAUCGUUCUCUUCGAUUUUCGAUCCUCCAGAUGAUGUGGACGAGGCACAUCUCGAGGGUUUAGAUGACAAUGACAAUGAUCUCUCGAGGAGUGACAGGAAGAGGAAGAGGAAGAAGGAUAAGCACAAAAGGGAGAGGAGGAGGGAGAGGAAGGAGAAGGAGAGGGCUGAGAGGGAGAGGGCAGUAUCACCGAUUACACUUAAAAUUCCACGUGAGAAACUGGGAAAUUUUGGAGACGACAUUGAUAAGGGCCUGGGGGAGGAGGGGGCGAUGAGGAGAAAGAGGCAGAGGGAGGACGACGGGGAGGUAGAGGCGAAGAGGAGAUAUCAGGGAGAUUAAGGAGAGAGAAUAUGACUGAGUUGUGUGGGAGUUGGUUAUCUAGUGCCUUAGAUGCAUUUCUACUUUGAAAAAUGAUUUUCAAGUUUGAGAGAUGUUGGAAGUUACCAGAUUACUUGAUUUAUAGUAAAGUUUAUUUGAUAAUUA